Gastrolobium bilobum is the source of this 1595-nucleotide messenger RNA. RefSeq names its product F-box/kelch-repeat protein At3g27150. The coding region runs from base 89 to 1300 and encodes 403 amino acids. Lineage: Eukaryota; Viridiplantae; Streptophyta; Magnoliopsida; Fabales; Fabaceae. Gene Ontology annotation, molecular function: protein binding. Gene Ontology annotation, cellular component: cytosol. The record is from RefSeq and is a predicted model, not a curated record. The transcript has 2 exons.
GGUCUUCAUCUGGGUUUCACUGAUCAACGUUCAGAGAAAAAGAAACAGAGGACCAGGGAAAAGAACGUUUGCUAGGAAAUGACCUAUUAUGACUAGUAAAAAAGCAUUACCCAUCUCAACCUUUGGUAGUGGCUUUUGGGUUAGUUAUCAGAAUUCCCCAGCAAAAAAGAUGAGGAUUCUCGAAUUUUCACCCUCUGAUGGCAAUGGUUCUUCGGCUGAUGAUGAACCUUUACCUCAGGAUGCAGAUUAUGAUGCUGUGAGUCUCAGUGAUGAGCUUGAGACUUCAAUCUUGGCCAGAUUUCCAAGAUCACAGCACUGGAAAUUGUGUUUUAUAAAUAAGUGGUUCUUGAAUCUUAUUAAGAGUGGUGAGAUCUAUAAAAUAAGAAGAGAGUUAGGAUUCAAAGAACCAACUGUGUUUAUGUUAGCUAGUGGUGAGAGCAAUUGGUGGGGAAUGGAUUGGCCUUUCAAGUCAAGCAGAAAGCUUCCUCCUAUUCAAUCAGAUUACAACUUUGAGUAUGGAGAUAAGGAAUCAUUUACUGCAGGGUCCCAUCUUUUAGUUUCAGGCAAGGAGAUUGAUGGAGCUGUUAUUUGGAGGUAUGAUUCAGAAACUGAUGAAUGGCUCAAGGGUCCUUCAAUGAUCAAUCCAAGGUGUCUUUUUGCAUCAGCUACCUGUGGUAACUUUGCUUUUGUUGCUGGUGGUAUUGAGACAAACACUUACAGCCAUGUCUUGGAUUCUGCUGAGAAGUACAAUUCAGUGAGCCAAACAUGGGAACUUCUUCCCAAGAUGAACCAGAAGAGGAAGUUUUGCUCCGGUUGUUUCAUGGAUAACAAGUUCUAUGUCAUUGGAGGACAAGAUGAGCAUCUGAAGGACCUCACUUGUGGGGAAUUCUUUGAUGCAAAGACAAAUAGUUGGAACUUGAUUCCUGACAUGUGUAAAGAUAUUCCUCUUUCAGUUUCACAAUCUCCACCUCUUCUUGCUGUUGUUAAUAAUGAGCUUUACACGCUCGAUGCUUCUUCCAAUGAGCUGAAAGUGUAUAUGAAGGGAAGCAACACAUGGAAGAAGUUAGGUGUGGUUCCAGUGAGAGCUGAUGCUCAAGGAGGUUGGGGUGUGGCAUUUAAGUCUCUUGGUGAUGAGAUACUUGUUAUUGGUGCAUCUGCUGUCUCCCAUACAGAACGUGCCUUGACUGUUUAUACUUGUUGCCCUGAUCCAGAUAUUGAAAAAUUGCGGUGGAAGCAAAUUGAAUGUGGCAGCAUCCAGCUUAAUCACUUUAUUCGCAAUUGUGCUGUGAUGGGAACAUAAAAGUCUGAAUUUUAAGCAACAAGAAGAGUAGCUUGAAACCAAUCUCAAAAUAAAACUUGCAGGUUAUUCUGGAAUUGUCCAUAAUUACAUCAUCAAGCUUCUGUUAUUUGAUCUUUGUUUUUCCUAUGUCACAUGUGGUUGUCACUUUCUCAAACAUCUUGUUAGGAAGCUUGUUGAUGUAUCUUGUUCCUUUCAACUUUAAAGUAGCAGGGGAUUGAUUGAAAAUGGCUAGUACAUCCUAUUGUUGGUGAAGAAGUUUCAUAGCUCAAAUGCUAUUUCUUUCUUCUGUUGUUCU